AUGUCUUUCGAAGAUUCUAAGGAUCAAUUACCAAUUAACAGAGAUUCUAUUAAUUCUUUAAAUGAUAAGGGCAAUUACCCUACAGCCGAAGCAAAAACACGUGGAGAAGGAACAAAGCAAACAUCUCAAAAAGGUGGUUUUGGUCAAAAAGUUCAAGAACAAGAGAUUGGUCAUGGAUUCAUUCCAAGAAAUAGGAGUAGUAAAGUGAGAGAGAAUAAGGAAUUUGAACAAGAA
Molecule: messenger RNA, 234 nt
Organism: Dentiscutata erythropus
Lineage: Eukaryota; Fungi; Glomeromycota; Glomeromycetes; Diversisporales; Gigasporaceae
Source: the annotation of a GenBank genome assembly